Molecule: messenger RNA, 1558 nt
Organism: Spinacia oleracea (spinach)
Lineage: Eukaryota; Viridiplantae; Streptophyta; Magnoliopsida; Caryophyllales; Amaranthaceae
Product: protein trichome birefringence-like 4
Exons: 5
Coding region: 84-1316 (410 amino acids)
Cellular component (GO): Golgi apparatus
Molecular function (GO): O-acetyltransferase activity
Source: RefSeq, a predicted model, not a curated record
CAACGUUCAUCAUUUGACAAUCUAAAAACAAGAACCCUUAGCUCAACGAUUAACUACAAUCCAUUUUUUUCUCUCUAAAAAAAAUGUUCAACUUACAAAACAUUUCAAUCUCAAAACAUCUUCCAUCAACAAGAACUACAUUAAUCUUAACAUGUUUUGUCUUAAUUUCAUCUCUUGUUUUCUUAAUUAAUUACCCAUCAACCACUAACACGUUAUUAUCAACUGCAUCAACGUUGACUUCUCAAUUCUUCUCUUUCUCCAACACCAACUCUUUUGUUGCUAAGGUUGAUCCACCUUCAAUUAAGAAACAUACGACUUGUGACAUCUUUGAUGGAAGAUGGGUGUACGAUGAUUCGUACCCGGUUUACGAUCCUUGGUCUUGCCCGUAUGUCGAACGCGAAUUCAGUUGCUUCAAUAAUGGCCGCCGUGAUCUUGGUUAUUUGAAGUAUAGGUGGCAGCCGAAUGGGUGUGACAUUCCAAGAUUUGAUGCAAAGAAGAUGAUGGAGAUGUUAAGAGGGAAGAGAUUAGUGUUUGUGGGAGAUUCACUAAACAGGAAUAUGUGCCAAUCUUUGAUUUGUCAUUUGAGGAUGUUUAAAGGACAAACCUAUAGAUCUGGCUUAUUUUAUAACUAUUAUUUCAAGGAUUAUAAUUGCAGCAUAUCCCUCAUCACAGCACCCUUCCUAGUCCAACAACAUAGACUCCCAAAUAAGAAAGAAACGUUGAGGUUGGACACUAUGGAAGCUACAAUCUCAAAGUACAGGGACGCCGAUUUUCUCAUCUUCAACACUGGUCAUUGGUGGAAUCAUAACAAGUCCAGAAACGGGGAAAAUUUCUUCCAAGAGGGUGAUGUUGUACAUAACAAAAUGGACGUGGGAGUAGCAUUCACCAAAGCAUUAAAAACAUGGGCUAAUUGGGUUGACACAAAUGUUAACACCACCAAAACCCAAGUCUUUUUUAGAGGCUUUGCUCAUAUGCAUUUCAUGGGAGGAGAAUGGGAUACAGAUGGGACUUGUCAUAACGAAACCAGCCCGGUAACAGAUGAGAGUUUGUUAAAACCAUAUCCAUUGUUGAUGCAGACUCUUGAAACAGUCCUUUCACAGAUGAAGACACCAGUGUUUUAUCUCAACAUUACCAAAUCAACUGCUUAUAGAAAAGAUGCACAUCCGUCUAUCUACCGACGUCCCGGGAGCAAGUUGAGGCGAGGAGCGAUCCAAGAUUGUAGCCAUUGGUGCCUUCCUGGAGUUCCAGACUCUUGGAACCAACUUUUGUAUGCCUCUUUGUUCUCUUCACAAGGGUACAACAGAACAACUUACUAGUUUUUGUACCAUUUUUGCUUGUUUUUUUUUGGUCUUUUGUAUUGGUACAGUUUAAACACAUAUAACACGAGGAGAGUCUCCUAAUGUAACUUUCGAGUGUCGAAAAAAUAUACACAAAUGAGAACGAUUACAGUAUGGUACAUUGACCUUAGAGUUCACGCGCGCUUUUUUUUGACACAGUAGUCAUGUCAUUAAUUGUACAUGGUACGUAGUAUUUCAUGUCAUCCACGCAUCGUAUGCAA